Stegostoma tigrinum is the source of this 4955-nucleotide messenger RNA. It is a transcript of the gene midn, whose product is annotated as midnolin. The record is from RefSeq and is a predicted model, not a curated record. Lineage: Eukaryota; Metazoa; Chordata; Chondrichthyes; Orectolobiformes; Stegostomatidae. The transcript is spliced from 8 exons. Gene Ontology annotation, cellular component: nucleus. Gene Ontology annotation, molecular function: protein binding. The coding region runs from base 771 to 2192 and encodes 473 amino acids.
UUUGUAAUUGGUCCAGAGACGUGCGAUUCGCCGAGGAAAUGCCUGAGCUCGGUGAGUUCUCAAACUGAAACACUGAUGGUUGCUCUUCCUGGUGAUGUCAGCGGGAUGUUUUGGCUCCGCCUAAGGUUGCUGAUCUCUGCCAAACAGUUCCUGCAUUUUCAGACUCCCACCACACCCGGGCGUCGGCGUCACGUCUAACUCUUUAAAUACCAAGGCAAAUUCCGAGCCAACCACUUAAAGCAGCAACUCCAGGAGGAAAAGCGAUCUGCUCGAUCUUAAAGGGAUUUACUAUUUGUGCUCCUAACUAAAGGGACUUAUUUAUGAAGUGAAGACGCUGCUCAGAGUAAGCGCGAUUCAAUAAAAAGUUGACGUUCUAUGAGGAUUAUUCUCCCGGGGAUCGCGGUGGAGUCAGCCAGAGUAAGGCUCGUAAGCACUCGGCACGGCUGAGAGAGACACAUACAGACAGGCAGCGAGAGAAAGGGGCACAGUUCAGAGGCUCCGAGCAAGUCACCUGUGUUUUCCUUCUUAGCCUUUAUCCGAGAAACUCUUAGAAGACAAAAGGAAACCUCACACGGAGGAACCAAAACACACAAGAAUCGUACCCCGUUGGUUAAUCUUGCAGCAGACCGCGCCGGGAUUUUUUUCUCUCGCCCGUAUUCUCCAGUGUACACAUUACAUAUACGCGCGCACACACAAACACAAUAUUGCAUGAUUCCUUUAAGCGUCUGAGAGACUUUUUUUGUGACUCAAGACCGAUCAAAGGUAAUCGAAUGGACCAUACAAGCACCAGGAGCUGCAGCCGAGCCCCAACUUGCGAGGCCCAUCAAAACGAGCCUUCAAUGCGUGUAGUCAUCAAUACGACGACCGGAGCCCAGUAUGAUCUUUCUGUUCCAGUAGACGAGACAGUAGAAGGACUCAAAAGGAGGUUAUCACAGCGUUUGAAGGUUGCCAAGGAGCGUCUAGUCCUCUUGCACAAAGAAACGCGUUUAAAUUCCGGAAAGCUACAGGACCACGGUAUAACAGAAGGAAGCAAGCUAACCCUUGUCCCCACAGUAGAGGCUGGUCUCAUGUCUCAAGCUUCGCGUCCGGAACAAUCAGUAAUGCAAGCUUUGGAAAGCUUAACGGAAACUCAGGUCAAUGACUUUCUGUCAGGACGGUCACCUUUGACACUCGCCUUGCGGGUUGGAGAUCAUAUGAUGUUUGUUCAGCUCCAGUUGGCAGCUCAGCAGGCUGGCAGCCAGCUCCAGCACAGGCAUGUGAUUGCCAGUCGGGAGAGCAGCGGAGGGGCAGCAGCGCCCAGCUUUACGAAUGCUCAAGGACUUCACAGACAGACUGUGGGCGCCUCAAACUGUAACCACAUAUCGGCCUGCCAGCAAGCAAUGGCAAACCCAGGCCCUGCGACUGCAGCAACCUGCUUUAGCACAUCUCGCCCACCUUCAGUCACUGCUGGAUCGUUCAGGUCGCAUGGGGCCAGCACGUCGUCGUCAACAACCAGCCACAAUGUAGCUUCUCCAUCUUGCACUGAGGGUGACUGCAGUACGAGAAGCAGUAGCCCAACAGCUCCAAGCAAGUCUCGAAAGCCGGGUGCCAUCAUUGAGAGCUUUGUCAACCAUGCCCCUGGGGUUUUCUCAGGAACCUUCUCAGGCACUUUGCACCCAAACUGCCAGGACAGCACUGGGAGACCCCGCCGUGACAUCACCACAAUCCUGCAAAUCCUGAACGACCUGCUGAGCGCAACCCGUCACUACCAGGGGAUGCCACAGUCCCUCACGCAGCUGCGCUGCCAGACGCAGUGUGCCACUAACACGCCGUCACCUUCGCCACCUUCUCCCGGCUGCUCAAACAAAGCUACCUCCGAAGACACAAUGCAGCAACCCCUGCAUUCCCUCAUCCAGUGCCAGAGCCAGAUCAGGAUGUGCAAAUCAAGUGGCGACCGACUGAGACAGACCGAAAACCGUGCAACCCGCUGCAAAGUUGAGCGCCUGCAACUGUUGAUGCAGCAGAAGAGGAUGCGCAGGAAGGCUCGGCGAGAUGCCAGGGCACCGUACCAGUGGCUGCCCAACCGCAAGUCCAACCGGACGAAUAGCAACAGCAGCGUAUCUAGUGAUGGCAGUCUAGACUUGGACUUUGAGGACUCUGUAUGGAAGCCUGAAGUCAAAGCUGACAUGAAGUCUGAAUUUGUUGUGGCGUAGACCUACCUGGCAAGGGAGGGUAACAUGCAGGACUUCACUUUUGAUUUCCGAGACCCAAUGUACUCUGAGCAAGCUUGCAGAGAUUUGCAGGUGGAGUUAUAGGAUGGAGGGGGAGCGAGCGGGCACGAGGUCUCCUGAAAUCAGGACUGUACACCUGAAAAACUUUUAAUUCCCACAAAAAAACAAAGAAUGCAGUGUGUAACCCAAGAUGGAAAGAAGUCACAGGAUUAAGUGAAUCUGACAAACAGCAGUUGGCGUGUCUGCAGUAUGACUAAAUGGCUGCAUUGCGAAAUGGUCAAUUAUGAUGGAGACUCUGGAAGAUUUGGCAUGCCUGGACACGAGCAUGCCUUUCCUCAUGGUGGCAACAGCUGCAAUAUGAAGCUGUUUGUUGCCGUGGUUGCACUGUUCUUCCCGCGAAGAUAGCAGGAGAACUGCAAUCACACAAAAAGAAAUCUUCUUUUGCUUCAUUGAAGGCCAAUGGGGGUACUAUACUUUUAUCGGAUGGAAAGGAAAUGAAGUCUGUUUUUGGAAAAAAAUACUAUGUAGCAUUGUUCACCGACACUCUCAAAGCAUUCAGAUACUGAAAUUUUGCACAAUUUUUAAACAGUGUGACAACAGGUAGCUUUCAUUUUGAGCAAGUUUGUCCAGUGGUGACUGCAAGUGUACGUGGCGACAUGUCAGCCCUGAUGAAGCUCUGGAUUUUGCAGAGGAGGAUAGAGUUGCUCUGCAUCAUGUUAAUGAUGGCCAGUGUCAGACAGAAAGGGAUUGAAUUGUUGGCACCAGUAGAGCUGUUCUACAGAAAGUGUGGUCUUUAAAUUUUCAGUUUUUAACCCUGUUUUGGGGAGAGGGAAGGGGUGGAUCUAUCCAUGGUGAGGCCCAAUAACGCCUUUAUUUUGUCACUUUUUUUUUCCUACACAACUGAGCCAGAUCAUUUUAGAGGUACACUUGUAGUUCUGUACUAGCUAGUGUAGACUGUAGAUAAAUUGCAAGAUCCGUCAUUCAAUCUGUCUCUAUUGCAUUUUGCAUACCACAUUUUGACUUGCUGGCAGAUGUAAGCCAUGUUGGUCCAAUUUUCAGUGAAGUCCAGGCAUCGAACUAGGCGUGGGAGCAAAGGUAAAUUUAUCAUCUGGACCUUGGUUGGCACAAAACCUCUUGCUUGUUUGUUCUACACAAGUGUUAUCUAUUCAGUCCAAUGGUACAAUUUUUAAUUUUGAGGCAAUAGGCAGAGUUUCCCAUCAAUUUUUUCUUUAAAUAGCAAAUUUGUAUUUGAGAGUGUGUGAGAUUUAGGGGAUAUUAAGUCAAAUUUGUUGCAAAGCCUACGUACCCUUUAUUAAAUUCAGAACUAAUGAUAUUGGCUGUUGUCACCAAAUGGCUCAAUAUGCUCAAGCUGCAUGUGUUAGCUAGUGAUUCUUAGCGGAGCCCAGUUUCAAACAAACGUUUAGUUAUGUUAGAAUUGCUAAACAGAGCAAAUGCCGUGUGUGUGGAGUGUGUAUCUAAUUUUCUUUGAAAAUAUUUGGGUUUAUGUGGCAUUGUAACCACAACUGCAAUUGAAGUCAGAACACGAGGAGCCCAAGAUCCUACCAUUGCAAUACUGUGUUGAUCUAAUAUUACACAACCCAGUCUCUUCCUUAUCAGUACACAAGUGCCUUUUUGUUCCCAAGUCUACUACUUCUGUGUCCUUGGCCUGAUCAACUGGGAUAACUCUCUUCUCUUCCAUCUGUGCUGUUUCUUUCUGUAGAAAGGCCACUUCCAAACCCUGACCCCCCACCCCCGCCCAAUCUUCCUUUUGUCACUGCAUUCCUUGUCUUUGUCUUGGAACUGAAACCUGUUUAUGCUCGCUACUGUACAAAAAAGAUGUCAGAACUCUUCUCCAAGCUAACUCCAUUCUUUCAUCCAGAUGUCAAGGGAUGUGCCAUCCGGACCCUGUUGUUUGUCCUGUACCGUUGUGACUAGGCACACAUUGUAACAUCCCACUUCUGUUUGUGAACCUCCUGCUCGUAUUUACUGUAGGUUUUUUAUAUAUAUAUACAUAUAUAUUUAACUGACUUUGUAUUGUGUGCUAUCCAUUGUGCCCCUAUCCUGGUUUUAAAAGAAAAACAUCAAGAUGCAUUAAUUCACCAAUUUGGUGGGGAUUAAAUGUAUGAACACCUCAUUUAAAUAUUCUGUAUUCUUGUAGCCAAUUUAAAAAAAAAUACAAUGUUCUAGCUAGGCUGGUGUAGCACAAAUGUGACUGUAUUAAUUUAUAAACCAAAAUGGUGACUGUGAACUAGGUAUUUAUUUGUGCAUUUGAAAGUUUGGGGGAAAAACAACAUCACAGCUUGAACAUGGCCAGGGUUGAUGCAAUCUCCUCCAUGGAAUCUGUACCAGUUUCCAAGAUCCUAAGCAAUACAUUUCAAUGUGACUUGGAACAGGCCUUGUAGUUCAUUUUGGGAUGGAAUUAGUUUAGUGCUACCAAACUCUUGUCACUUGGGAUUUUGCAUUUACCUCUGCCUUACACACUUGGCAAGACAAAAGGGCUGACACACUGUCACCCUGAGCAUUGGAAUGAAGCAGAAAACAGUAAAUUAUAAUGUAUUGGUAUGUAGAUAAACUUACAUGCAUGUAUCAUUAGGACUUGACAAUGGUUUGUGGGACAUACAGUAAUUGGUUGUUAUGUGGUAAUCUGAACAUGUACAAACUUGUAUUAGAUUUUUGUAUAGCAUUGGAAAAAAGCAACUCCACAGGUAUAAAUAAUAAUAAAAGACCAAAUGUUGGUGAUAAUCA